UGGCUCAUCAACACCAUCAGACGGCCGAAAACUGCAAAGCUUUUCCUCGGUUGUCCUGUGACAUCAUCUCUCCCUCCAAUUUUGGUACCGAGGGGCCGGAGCUGCCAACAGAUCGUCGAACCCGUCUGCUUCGGCGCUUCCCCACAAUUGUGAGCUAGUCCCUUCGGUAACCAGUUCCACUAGAGAGCUUUUAGGUGCCCCAAUUCCUUCGGUCAAAUGGCUUUGCUUCGAUCGUCUAAACUGUACGAGUGAUGGAUAUGCGGUAGACAAGCCUUUUAUCUUCAAAAGUUGAUUGUGCUGUUGGAAGUUGAAAUUUACUCUAACUGUCCAGUGCAUCCUCUGGGAUGGGUGUUGCUGACCAUUGCAAGGACACAUUCUUAGAGCUUCAGAGGAAGAAGACACACCGAUACGUGAUUUUCAAAAUCGAUGAAAAGCGAAAGGAGGUUGUUGUAGAUAAGACUGGAGGUGCAGCUGAGAGCUAUGAUGAUUUCAUGGCUUCUCUACCGGAAAAUGAUUGCCGAUAUGCCAUCUAUGAUUUUGACUUUGUUACUGAUGAGAACUGUCAGAAAAGCAAGAUUUUCUUUAUUGCCUGGUCCCCAUCUGUUUCUCGUAUCCGAGCUAAGAUGCUGUAUGCAACCUCCAAGGAUCGAUUCAGGCGAGAGCUGGAUGGAAUUCACUAUGAGAUUCAGGCAACCGACCCCACAGAACUCGACCUUGAGGUUCUCAGAGACCGGGCACAUUAAAUCAGAGUUCAUACGGAUAUGCAAAUUAAAAUCAGUGAUGGAUAUAUUCGGUCAUGCCCCCUGGAAAAUACAGUGGUGAAGGGAUCAUCAGGUUUCUAUGAACUAUAUGUAACUGGAUUAUGCUGGUUGAAUAUAAUAAUGUUGUUGGAAAAUCAAUAUCUAUAAAUUAUGGGCAGAGCUUGUAAACUUAUACUACUAAGACUAUUUGCAUGAUUAAUAUCUGUUGUGUA
Elaeis guineensis (African oil palm) is the source of this 973-nucleotide messenger RNA. Its product is annotated as actin-depolymerizing factor. Gene Ontology annotation, cellular component: actin cytoskeleton. Gene Ontology annotation, biological process: actin filament depolymerization. The record is from RefSeq and is a predicted model, not a curated record. Lineage: Eukaryota; Viridiplantae; Streptophyta; Magnoliopsida; Arecales; Arecaceae. Gene Ontology annotation, molecular function: actin binding.